CCUGCCCUAGGCCUUGGCCGGCCCAGUGCCUCAUGGAGCCGGCGGGGGCAGCCCGGCCCAGCCCGGAGUUCGUGUAUCAGCUGGCCGGGGCCCUGGGCACCGAGCUGCAGGGACUCGCCAGCCGCUUCGGGUCCGAAGCGGUGGCCCGGCUGGUGCCCCAUGUGGUGCGGGCGCUGGAGCUGCUGGAGGGGGCGGCGGGUGCGACGGCGCCCCUCGAGCCCGAGGAGGAGGGGAAGGGUGCGGGGGGCCAGGCACCGAGGAGCCCCCAGCGAGAGCUGCGGAAGGAGAACGAGCAGCUCCGCGGCCAGCUGCGGGACGGCACGCGGGACGGCACGCGGGACGGCACGCGGGAGGAGCGGCUCCUGCUGCGGCAGCUGAAGCAAGUGACCGACGGGCAGCGGGACCAGCUCCGCGCGCAGAGCCGGGAGCUGCAGCUGAGGACGCAGGAGGCGGAGGCGUUGCAGGAGCAGCUGCAGAGACUCCUGCGGGUGAACGGGGAGCUCCGCUGCAAGCUGGCCGCCGUGCAGGUCCAGCUGCGGGCAGCGCUUCAGAGGGCAGCCGACGCGGAGGGGGCCUCAGCUCAGGCCGGGGCACGGGAGGCGCCCGAGGCUGUUUCCCGUCUGUCCGACGCUGAGCCUCAAGGUCAAGGGAAGCCAUCAGGCUUCAGCAGAGAGGAGGUCAGCCAGAUUCUGCAGGAGCGCAACGAGCUGAAAGCCAACGUGUUCUUGCUGCAGGAAGAGCUGAAUUAUUACCAUCGGGAGCUGCUCACUGACCAGCGGGUCCCUGGGCUCCUGCUUAAUGCUAUGAAAUUGACUGUGAAGAGACAGCGGAGAAAGAUCAAGGCCAAGAUGCUGGGGACCACUGAUGAGCCAGGGAGCAGUGACAAUGAUGAUGAUGAUGAUGAUGAAGAUGAUGACAAUGAAGCCUCAUGGCUACCACCCCCUGGUGUGGAUGGGGCAAGCCCACCUGUGCCCCCUGAAUCCAGAAUCAGGAGUUUCUUCAGCCUUUGGUAUCGGGGAAGCUCAGAGCCCUCUGCAGAAGUCCCACAAACUGGAGACCCCACCUGCUCCCAGGGGAGCUGAGGGGGGGAAGAAAAGGAGCAGCUACCUCCUCCUGAGCCCUCUGGAGGACCCCCAUGACCACCCAGUUUGACCAAGCCCUGGCUGGGUACUUUCAAUAAACAUCAUAGAGUGUUGUAUCCCUAGCCCCUUGAAUGCCUGGUAUGUAGCAGGUGCCUAAUAAAUGCUUGUUGACUGAC
Messenger RNA from Vombatus ursinus (common wombat), 1258 nucleotides. It is a transcript of the gene RILP, whose product is annotated as Rab interacting lysosomal protein. The coding region runs from base 33 to 1082 and encodes 349 amino acids. The record is from RefSeq and is a predicted model, not a curated record. Gene Ontology annotation, cellular component: ciliary basal body; cytoplasm. Gene Ontology annotation, biological process: cilium assembly. NCBI's taxonomy places the organism in Eukaryota, Metazoa, Chordata, Mammalia, Diprotodontia, Vombatidae. The transcript is spliced from 7 exons. Gene Ontology annotation, molecular function: protein dimerization activity.